AUGAGUACUGGGAUCGAGAUUGUCGGCACAGUUGCCGCGCUGUACCAGCUCAUCAAUGCUUCAGCUGGGCUCAUAUCUGAGAUUAAGGCUGUUUAUAAUGGGGAACCCACCGCUGAUAACCAUUUGGAAGAGCAUGUCAAAAACCUGAAACAAGCUUGUGCCUUGGCAAAAGCUCGCUAUCAGACAGGGGACUCAUUUGAAAAGCUGUCUGAUGGCGAAAGACGGGUUCGCAAGACUGCAGACAAAUGUCAGGCUUCUGCCCAAGUACUGUUAGACGAGUUGCGCUACGUGAGGAAAGAGCAGAAAAGCAACGACUGCAUGGCAGCCGUCGCUUAUGUGGUUAAGUCAAAGGUGCACCGCAAGAAGAUCGAACGGAUGGAUGCUAGAUUUAAGAACAACCAGCAGGAGUUGCAGACAAUUUUGCAAUCUGAGAUUCUUUCACAAAAUAUGGCUAUGCAGGAUCUCCAGAUAGAGGGAUUCGAGAAUCUGGAGGACGACAUACAGAUUCUGGUCACCCAGAUGUCUCAAGGCUUUUUCGACCUGGAAAGAUUUAUCAAAGCUCAGCAUGAGGCAACAAACAAACUCAUCGAAACCCGGCUUAAUGCAACAGACAAUCUCAUCGUUCAGGGAGGUGCCCAAGUACAACAAGUAAUCAAAGACUUAACUACUGAAUCUCAACGCAAAGAAUUUCUCGAGAGCUUCAGAUAUCCUGAGAUAAACAAGCGGUUAAACGACGUGUUGGAUUCCAGUGAGGCUUGCUUCGAUCGAGUCUUCGCAUCUUAUGAAAGUAUUACAAGGAGCGACAAUACAUCAAUGCUGUCAGAAGGUGAUAGCGGCCAUUUCAGUUCUGAAGUUAGCGAAGGUAGCCGAAGAGACAGCGACCUAUCCGAUAUCGAGGCUGACGAGUUAAGAAGUAUCGGCCGAUCCUGGUCGAACUUCAUUGAAUGGCUGCGAUCAAGCGAUUCGUUAUUUUGUGUCCGUGGAAAGCCUGGGUCGGGUAAAAGUACCUUGAUGAAAUUUGUGAUCGAUAACAAAAACACUCGACGACUCCUGGAGCACCAAGGUUCUGAAGUCAUCAUUAUGACUCAUUUCUUUUGGAAGAUUGGAAGCGAAGUACAAAAUAGCAUCAAAGGCUUGUUAUACUCGUUAGUUUACCAGCUGUUGCUCCGCGCUGAGAACCUACAGGAACUCGCCAUGAGCCGCCAUGACAGUGGUCCAUAUAGGAGUCAUCAUGAUUGGUCUUCUAGAGCUCUCAAGGGCUUUCUUCAGCAGCUUCUGGAAACCGAAAGUCGUACUCUUUGCGUCUUUAUAGAUGGUCUAGAUGAAGUCUCGAAUGCCGAUGGUCUCCAUAGACUUACACAGGAGAUUGAAGAAAUCUUGAAGUUUCCUGGAAUCAAGAUUUGUGUUUCUAGUCGGCCGGAAGCAUUGAUCAUAAAAUGGCUUGAGAAGCUAAACUGCCCCAGCAUUCUUCUCGAGGAUCUCACCAGACCUGAGAUGAAAAACUAUGUCCACAGAGACCUAGAUCCCUUCCUUUCGUCUGGGCAACUCUCCUUUGAAACGCAUCCGUACUUAUCUGAUGAAAUGGUGCGAAAGUCACAGGGAGUGUUUCUAUGGCUGUCCUUGGUUUUGAAAAGUCUCAUAGGCGGUAUACACAAUGGAGACUCUGAGCAGAUACUGAUAGAGCGAUUGGCAGAGUUGCCUAGCGAGAUGCACGAUCUUUAUGCUGACAUUUGGGACCGCUUAUGUCAAAAUAGCCAGGUGUACCGAAGAGACGCAGUUCGGUUCUUUCAGUAUGCUCUUGCAGAACGGCGGCAAACAGUAUACUUUCGCCCUGGGGUUGCCAAUGAGCUCCAAAGCUUUUUCUUCUGGCAACCUGUCUUGGGACAGAUCGCAUUGGCAGGGAUGCCUGAUGCCCAUGAUACCUUUCUGAAGUGUAAGGGAAGCAUAGAUUUCAUGAAAUUGCAGCAGAUUUGCGAUUCAACGAAAACUCAGAUUGAAAUCAAGUGCGGUGGCCUACUACAGAUUCGGAAGUCGGAGAUACCUAAAGGCUAUAACACGUUCCUUACACAUCAUAUUGAUUUCAUUCAUCGUACGGCUCACGACUUCUUUACCGAGACAGAGGCCGGGAAAUGGAUCAUCGAGAAGAAUUCAACUUUGCAACCCUCAGAGGUCGCGGUCUGCGCCGCCAAAGGCAUGCUAUGUCUUCACCGCAUCAUGAGUUACCAACACAGUUUGGUCGCCCAUGGGGACCAAAUUAUCGGCCAAAUUGGUCACUUGGUCAAAUAUCGAAAGAUCCUUGACCUCCCUCGAGCAAUUGAAAUGCUUCAUGUCAUGCAAGACUUUUACGUGAAAAACGUGAUUUCAGACAUAAAUUGGAACAGAGAGACUUGGGAACCAAAGCGCCACUUCCUGACAUGUUUAACUCGAUCAACCGCUUUCCACGAUUUCAUCCUAUCCGAGAUUGGUAGGGCAUCAUCAGUCAAACUAGCUACUCGGAUUCUACAGGAAUUGUCUUGCCAAAAGGAAGAUUGCACGCUGAAGCGUGUCAGACUUGUCGGUCCUCUCAUAUCACUGGGUGCUGAUGCACAUGCUUGCGCAAUAUACCUACGCCCGGUACUGGACCGAAAGAGCUAUCAAGAACCGUUGGCCAGAAGAGGCACUGCAUUCACGAACAUUCUGAAACUGUGCAUAAUGGCCACCUUCAAUCAGUUGAAUGACGAUAUUGUGCUCGCCACGCUAGUAUCAGAGGCGAUCGUAUCCAUGGCAGCGACGUGCCAGAACCUAAAUGAUGCGACAUUGCUGAUUUUCCAAGUUUGGGAGACCGGCAGAAUAACGUUGGAAGAUCUUAUAUACAUUUCCCAAGAAACAUAUUCUGGGACAAAAUGUGUCGUUGUCUUCGUAGAAGCCACGCUGAGCUUUCUCCUUGCGCACAUGUUUUCUAAACUGAAGCCCUUCCUAAAACAAAUCACCACUCUCAAAGAUCUCUCUCAGAGCCCUGACCCAAAAGUCCGAUUCAUAUUUACGCAAGAUGGACAGCUGGAUGAAUGGACAUGCAAGCGGAUCUCGUCUCAGAAACGCUGUAAGGAACUGGUGGACUUCCUGUUUGUGCAAGGUGGUUCUCAGUCGCUGGCCAGUGCAUUCAUGGAAAAGAGUGCAAAGGAGACUAGGGAACCCUUUCAUCACGUAACAUCUCUGACAAAGGAUUUGGAUUGGAUCCCAUAUGAUAUUGAGUCGGCAAUGCUGUCUCUUUCAGCCGAAAAGCUGGACUUUUGCACUUUCCAAGAAGCGGGUAUCAUGCCCUCACCAAGCAGGGUACAGGAAUGGCAAAAGACGAGAUCUUGCGUGUAUCCCAAUAUCAUCCGCGAUCUGAGCGCCUUGGUAAAGGAAUAA
Fusarium mangiferae is the source of this 3390-nucleotide messenger RNA. RefSeq lists its product as uncharacterized. The record is from RefSeq and is a predicted model, not a curated record. The transcript has 2 exons. The coding region runs from base 1 to 3390 and encodes 1129 amino acids. NCBI's taxonomy places the organism in Eukaryota, Fungi, Ascomycota, Sordariomycetes, Hypocreales, Nectriaceae.